UUCUUUUCCAGAAGCUCCACAACUUCGAUCCAUAUCUUGAGUAGAAAGACUCCACCUCACACAGCCUUUGCGCAUCUUUUUUUUUCUCUCACAUGCGCAACACUUUUUUAUUGAUCAUAAAAACUUUUUGCAUUUUACCUUUCCACAGUUCAUUCUCACACAAUUGCAAUCGCUACUGUUUAGAAUUUGCUUCUACACACUUUGCAUCUUUCGACAUAACAAACCCCUUACUCCAUCAACCCUCAAUCUUAGCUCGACCACUCUGCCCUCCUCGCAAUCUUCUUCGGUCGCAUCCACAUUCACAUACAGACCUCACGUCGCAACCUCGCGACCUACCCCACGUAUUCUAUCCAAAGAUCAAGCACUCUCUACAACAUGGGUUCCGCUCUCUCCGAGAAGGACGUUAACGCCCCCGUCCAGGUCCAGGACACCACUGUUAAGGACACCACAUCCAAGACCACCUCCGCCAUGAGCCUGGAGUUCCAUCGCCAGAAGCUACAGUCCAAAAUGGAAGAAGAGAAGUACGGCGCCACUGCCAUCACCACCACCACCACUGCUGUUGUUACCAAACCUGCCAUUGCGGUUACCAAGCCCACAUCCGCCACCAGAUCUAACACCUCCACACUGACUGGCGCCUGUGUUGCUCCUACCACCACCAUCCCUCCUUGCGCUCGCGCUCCUCAGCACCCCAACAAAUAUCUCGUUGCUAACAUGGACUCCGCCCCGGGUAGAGAUCACAAAUACGUCUCUCCCUCCGACAACAUCAUGAGCCCCUGCAGCGCGAAACUCAGUGCUCUCAAGAGCCGCGCCGCCAGCCGCGCGAAGCCCAAAUCCCUCUUCGCCCAAACGUCCGCUAAGAAGUUCGAGGGCGAGAACAUCUUCGGCACCAAGAAGACCCUCCCGUCCCCAUCCCCAUCCCCAUCCCCUACUCCCAGCGACGGCAAAAACAACAACCCCCACCAGCAGUCCGGCAACUAACCCGAUUCCACCCCACUUACUGCCUUGUUUCCACACCCGGGUUCUAUACAGGAAGGCGUUUUUAUGAUUGCUACUAUAAUGCCCUUUUGCUUCUUUUGCUGUUGUCCCAUUUCAAAACGGGAAAGGGGACCGCGCAAUGGCGUUGGUGGUGUGUCUUUGCGGGGUAGGUACUAUAAUGGAGGGGAUGGGGGGAGGAGGGAAAUGGUUGGCUGGCUGGUUGGCCCGCCUUAAUCAGGAUUCGAGCUCCUACGAUGGGUUAUACUAC
Molecule: messenger RNA, 1243 nt
Organism: Hypoxylon fragiforme
Lineage: Eukaryota; Fungi; Ascomycota; Sordariomycetes; Xylariales; Hypoxylaceae
Exons: 2
Coding region: 376-978 (200 amino acids)
Source: RefSeq, a predicted model, not a curated record